AUGUUCCUAAGUGAAGUAAACCAUUGCGUAGUAAUUGCUUUCACCUUCUGCAUAAAACAAGGAGGGUGGCUCCGCAUCGACUACACCCUUUUGAGCACAAGCUGUGAUAAAAAUGAACCCCUCAUGUACCGGAGCAAAUCACCUGUAUUGAGUUUGACUUUCGCUAGCAAGCUGGCAGAACCAUACUCCGGCUACAUUUCAGCGGAAGCCGAUUUCUCUAACCACUGUAAUAGAUUUUGGCAUCUUGUCAAUCAUGGGGUAAUAUGGAUGGAAAAAGGUCACAAAACCGAGAAGGUGUAUAUAUAUUUCAGCCUGAUCUGUCCAGUCGUCCCAUUGCCCUUGAUCUCCGUCUUCUGCUCAAUAUCACGCUCAAUAUCACGCUCCGGUCCCCCUGCUUUGACGACUGUUUCGCGCAUCCAUAACUACUCAACCGCAUACAUGACCAACGCCAAAUACAGUAGUGGCCCCAGUAUUUUAAAACGUAAUAGAUAUGUUAUCCAUCAUCUCGUAUUCUCGGUGUCGUUCCCAGAAUACUUUGAUUGA
Molecule: messenger RNA, 543 nt
Organism: Lindgomyces ingoldianus
Lineage: Eukaryota; Fungi; Ascomycota; Dothideomycetes; Pleosporales; Lindgomycetaceae
Exons: 6
Coding region: 1-543 (180 amino acids)
Source: RefSeq, a predicted model, not a curated record